Messenger RNA from Pangasianodon hypophthalmus (striped catfish), 3313 nucleotides. RefSeq names its product GTPase IMAP family member 7. The record is from RefSeq and is a predicted model, not a curated record. Gene Ontology annotation, molecular function: GTP binding. Lineage: Eukaryota; Metazoa; Chordata; Actinopteri; Siluriformes; Pangasiidae. The transcript has 6 exons. The coding region runs from base 399 to 2294 and encodes 631 amino acids.
ACCAAGAAGAAGAAGAAGAAGAAACAGAAACCCGAGACCGUAACACUGCACUUUGUACUGAGUUUGCUAAGGCAAUAAAAUCUCGUAACAGUAGGUGAGGUUAAAGCUGAGGACAUUUAUACUGAGAGUUAAAUGAAAUUAUCUUCUACUUCUGAAGUAGUAUUUAUGUAUCUUAUUUUUCUAUUUCUAACUAUAGACUAUGUUAAAAGAAAUGAGGGAGCUUUGUAUGGUAUUUAGCAGCUACUGUGUAAACAAAGUGAUUUAGGCAGUGAUACAUUUAUUCCCUUUAAACAGAGUAAAUCUAAUCUGCACAAUGUAGUCUUAUUCCAGCUAGGUCUUGUUUGUUCUGAAGAGCAGUACAGUAGCAGUAGUAGGUUUGCUUUGAACUGAAACGCAUAAUGAAACGAAAUAAACCAUCAGUGGAGACGUUUGGAAAGAGACCGAAAGGAGAAGAACAAGAGCAAGGAGAAGGAAAACAUGGCAGCAAACUUAGAGUUUUGCUGUAUGGAGCAAAGCUGUCUGGGAAAAGCUCUGUGAUUAACACUGUGUUUGGAAAAGAUCUGCUUCCGACAAACAGAAGGACAGUUUAUUGUAAGACAUUUCAGGGGAAUGUGCAUGGAAGAGAGCUGAUGCUGGUUGACACUCCUGGCUGGUGGAAAGAUUUCCCACUUAGUGACACUGCAACCUUUCUUAAAAAGGAGCUUGUGUAUGGAGUUUCUUUAUGCAAACCUGGACCCCAUGCAAUCCUUCUUGUCAUAGAGGUUGGCCUUCCAUUUAAUGAGAGACACAGAAAAUCUAUGGAGGAACACCUUAGCCUUCUUGGUGACAAAAUCUGGGCACACGUCCUUGUGUUAUUCACCAAAGGUCACUCCACAGGUGCCAAAACUAAAGAAGUAGAGGAAUAUAUAAAAACUGGAGGAGAAGCCCUACAAUGGGUGACAGAAAAAUGUGGGCACAGAUGUCAUUUCUUUGAUAAUACAGUCCCAAAUGAUGUCUCACAAGUCUGCUCAUUACUGGACAAGAUUGAGGUUAUAAUCCAAACAAACAACACAGCUUGUUUCAAAAUUGAUCCAAAAAUAUUGCAGGAGUCAGAGGAGUGGAGGAAGAAUGUGAUGAGAAGAGCAAGAGACAGGGAGAUAGGCAUUAAAGAACAACAAAAAAAUUACGAGCUGAGAAUUAUGCUGGUGGGUUGGGUGAUGUCUGGAAAGAGUGCAUCUGGGAACACUAUGCUGAACAAAGAUGAGUUUGCUGUUACUGGCAAAAGCACUGCUAAAUGUCAAAUAGGACAUGGAGAAGUUUCUGGAAGGCCAGUAACUGUGAUUGAUACACCGAGUUGGUGGAAGUUCUUUCCAUCUCAAUACACCCCAGAAUGGAUCAAGUCUGAAAUUCUGGACAGUGCAUUUCAGAAGCAUAACUCCCCACACUCCAUACUUCUAGUUAUUCCAGCAGACACGUCUUUCAAAGAAGAACAGAGAAAAGUCAUUGAGGAAAACAUGAAGAUUCUGGGAGAACAAGUGUGGAGACACACCAUAAUACUGUUCACAUGGGGUGACAUGCUUGGAGACAUGACCAUAGAACAGCACUUUGAGAGUGAAGGUAAGGACCUACAGGUACUGGUUGAGAAAUGCGGGAACAGAUAUCACGUCUUUGACAAUGAAAAGAGAGAGAACCUUGCUCAGGUCACAGAACUGCUUCAGAAGAUUGAUGAGAUGAUGUCCAGGAAUUUCACCUUAUUUUACAGAGAACUUGAAGACAGAGAUGGAGAGAUGGACACACAGUCCACAAAAGUCAGUGAUGAUGAAAGAAAUGUGAAAGAGGUUGUCUUAUUAAUAGAUGAAGAAUGGAAAAGAAGGGAAAAAGAAUUUCUGGAAAAGGUUUUGCAGUUAAACAAGGAUUACUGGAGAGGUGCACGUUUCAGAGGAGAUAGGAGCAUUGAGUUACCAGCCAAUUUUAGCAAGACACAUCCAGCCACUGACAUUAAAGCUACAAAUGAGACUCAAGGCAAUACAUCUCACAGGGAGACGGAGUCUCACAGGCAUGGUGAACUUCAAGGAAAAGAGAAACACAGUUUGAAACUCAAGGAUCAAGUUAAAGAGAUGCUUGAUCGAGAAUGGAGCAGGCGAGAGGAGACACUGCUGGGAACACUUCAGGAAAUGUUAAAGAAUCACAUAUCUGAAACAUGUUCCAUUCCAGACCAGGAUGAGAUAGAAUGUUCCAGGCAGAAGGUGUUGAAGUGGCUUGAUGUCUCAACACCAACAUCUGGAUGUGCAUCAGCUUCAAAAAGCUCUAUUUAAAUGGACAUAUCUACUGUCCCUAAGAGCCUUUAGAAGAAGAAGAGCCUUUGAUACUUUAAUGGAAAGAUGGAUCUGAAAAUUGGAAAAAAUGUUGUACAGGAGAGUCAGACAUUACAGUUACGUGGAAACACUUUUUGUAUGCACAAACCCAGAUUUGAUAUUUAAAAUACUGAGUCUCAUCUCAUGGCAUUUGCCACACCUAUGUACAUGGCCUGUUCUGCCCUUCAGCAUAAACAGUUGGUGUGACCAACUGUAACACAUCAUGGAAUGAGAUGUUUUAGAGCUGGCACAAUAUGUGAACAAAACUUACUGUUUCUUCAGAAGUCUCAGCAUCAGAAGAUUCACAUUCUCAAUUUAUACCAAACGAUACAUUUUCUAGAAACUGGUGUAAUCUGCAGUAGCAUUUUUGAAUAUAUUCUGACCUUUUCUAACAUAUCUUAGAAUAUUCGUUCAGUUAAACAAGGCACAAAAAAACAUUCAGUUUUCCAUAUAAGACUUUUAUUUGAUUUUUGAACAAUAUCCGUCAUGGUGGGAGAAUGCUAGAGGAUACAUAAGAUCUAACACCAGCACAUUUUGUAGAUUAUAUACUCCACAAGCAAGGAAUUCCUUUGUCCCAAGUCACUGAGAACCAAUUAAAAUAAGCUUUCGAACUGACUGAAAUGUCCUCUCAGUUUGCGAAGGGAGACAAAAUGACAAGGCUGAAAAAUAGUUACGUUUGUAUAACAAGCCUUAUUGCAAAAUUUUGAUUUUUUGCUCAGAUCUUUGAUUGUUCAAGGUAGUCAUAUAGUAAUGUGGCAACAAGGUUGUAACUGUAUGCUUUGCCAGUGCUGUGCCAUAAUCAUAUUACUGAAUCCAGCUGUAAAAAAACAUUAUUACUGUUUCUGGACACAGAACAUAACAGAAUUAGUAGAUACAACUGUUCAUAUAAUUAUUCUGUCCUUUAUUAAAUAUCUGUAUUACAUUUUUGUAGCUAAGAAAUGCUAAAGAUGACUUAUAGAAAUAAAUCUAUCUUCUUCCUA